AUGACUUUUAUCAACGGGCUGUUUUCCCGCCUCUCUCAGCACCACGUAUUCCAACCUUUACCCAGCGUUGACCCGGCGGACGAUGUCCCAACCCCCCAGAAAGACUUCCGUGCCUAUAGCGUGUCUCCAUUCCAGCUGUGGCUCAAUCGCCCAAUUGGCCAAAUCAUCGAUGGCACCUUUGAUAAUGAAUCUCUUCCUUAUUUCUCCAAAUCUACGGCUUAUCUGCAGGCUCGGUUCCGACCGUUAAGUGAGGGAAGGAAAUGGGAGUUUUUCUGGCAGUGGGAUGUUGCUGGACUUUUGCUCAUAGGGGGCUUUCUAGAGGCGUGUGCCAUCUGCGCGUUGCUCGCGGCACCCUUUGCUCUCCAUUUGUUCCUGCAGGACCUCCACAACGUAAGCUACCUUGUAUUUUUGGCAACCGCUACCUUCCUGGCCACAUUAUCGCGCUGUGCCAAAGAUCAAAUAUGCCGAGUCCAGUCAAACCAGAUCGACACGAUGUUGCGUAGCGCCAUCUUCCAACAUGGGCUACGGUUAUCCCCCGAAAGCCGGAAGGCGUAUCCCGCAGGGAAAAUCAUCAAUCUCAGCACAAAUGAUGUCAGGUUCAUCAAGAACUAUAUACUCAAAGUCCAUGAGAUCUGGAGCGCUCCACUGCAGUUAGCAUUCAUUAUGGUCCUUAUUGUUCGGCUCAUUGGGUUGUCCGGCCUAUGCGGAGUGAUAAUUAUGGUGCUCUGUCUUUGUGCACAAAUGUUCGCCAAUGUGGGUAUGCGUCGUUCCAUCUUCCAAUACAGUUGCAUCAACGAUGACCGGAUUCAUUGUUUUCGGGACCUGCUGUAUGCAAUCAAGGGAGUCAAGCUUCUGGCCUAUGAGCCGGUCUUCUAUAAGAUGAUCCAAUCGUUCCGCAAAUCACAGCUGGGAGCAUUAACCACAUGGAUGAACUUGACGUUCUGUCUCUUCACUUCCUUUAAUCAGGCUGUUCCUGGGAUGGCAGCGGGGGCGACCUUUCUUGCCUACUAUCUGCUUGAUGGCUCACUAUCCCCAGAGAUUAUAUUCCCCACUCUCGCCUACAUUAAUAUGUUAUAUCAGCCAGUAUCCCAGACUUCACUGUCUUUCUCCAGGCAGUUCUCUAUGUGGCCCUGCUGGGUGCGGAUCCGUGACUUUUUAAACUCAGAGGAGUACACCGAUUACCAGAUUUCAGAAAGUGUGACACCACUAGCGCCUGCCAUCAGCAUGGACGAUGUGAUAUUCUGCUAUCCUCAUGCCCACGAAGAAGCUGAGGAAAAGUAUCACACCUUCACCGUUCGCGAUCUCCACAUCCAGAAAGACCAGUUGACAAUGGUCAUUGGUGAGACGGGCAGCGGCAAAUCCAGUCUGCUUGGCGCAAUAAUGGAGGAGUUGACUCUCCUCUCUGGAAGAGUGACGCGAACAGGGGAUUUGGCAUAUGUAUCACAGAGCCCUUGGGUGAUCUCCGGGACCUUGCGAGAAAACAUCACCUUUCUCAAACCCUACGAUCAGACCCGCUACCGCCGUAUUAUCGAGGCUUGUGCAUUGGAGGCUGAUUUUGCCCUCUUCCCGGCGGGUGAUCAGGCGUCUGUCGGGGAGGCCGGCAGCAAUUUGAGUGGUGGCCAACGAGCCCGUGUCGCGCUUGCUCGAGCAAUGUAUUCGGAUGCGUCGAUUCUGCUGCUUGAUGAUCCGCUCGCAGCCGUGGAUAAAGCGGUGGCCGAUCGUCUAUUUACAAGUGUUGUUCAACUGGGAAAAACAGUCGUUUUAGUUACAAACCAGCUAUCAUAUCUCCCCCGCGCCCAGAAUGUGAUUGUCCUGGAGAAGAAUUGUGUGACUUUCCAAGGAAGCAGCCGGCAAUGGAUGACUGAGCGAGGUGCGCAGCUACAGUUCACUGCAGAAUCCGGCUCAGACCGGACGGAUGAUGCGGCCAUCCAAGACAAUCACAAGAUCGACGACACUUUUCACAGGGAGACAGCUGCACAGGCCCAGGAUGCCGCCUGUCUCAUUCAAGCCGAAGAGAAGGCAUCGGGGGACGAGCGGAUUCGGUUGAUCAAAUACUACGGGGAGCAGAUCGGUGGCCGGAAGCAGUGUGCCCUGAUUGCCGUGACGGUCAUCCUCCUGACAGUCUGCCGGGCAAUAUCGAAUUACUGGUUUGUGUGGUGGGCCGAAGACCGGCUACAACUGGCCAGCAAUAUGUACCUGGCGGUGUAUCUUGGACUUAUCGCGGUGCAGGCCUUGAUCACCGGCAUACUGGGUCUGAUCCUGGUCCGUGGGAGUGUCCGGGCAAGCCAUCACAUCCACGACGGCAUUUUGCAGAACCUGCUGGCAGCCCCGUAUUCAUUCUUCCAGGCCCAGCCGGUCGGGCGAAUCGUCAACCGACUCUCGGCCGAUGUCGAAUCGAUCGACGCACAUAUCAUGAACGGCAUUGAUGGGUUGUUGAUGGCAGGGACAACCUUGGUCGCAUCCCUGGCUCUGGUGGUCACUGCUGCGCCCUACUCGGUGAUCGCCAUGUUACCGUAUGUCUUCAUCACCUUCUGGAUUCAGAACCGGUUCCGCAAAUCCGCUGGGGAGCUGAAACGCACCCUAUCCAUUCUGCAGUCGUCAGUCCUGUCAUUGGUGAGUGAAGUGCUCGUAGGCUCUGACACAAUCCGCGCCUAUCAAGGGGCCGAUGCCUUCUUCGAAAAGUACUACCUCGAACAAGAUCGGGUCCUCUCCGCGAGCAUUAUGCGCUCGUCUCUCGACACAUGGCUCACCACGCGGGCUGAACUGGCCUCGCUCUUGCUUCUGGUGGUCGUCGGCAUCCUGGGCCAACAGGGCGUCAUCCCGACGGUGGAGGCUGGGUUAGCCCUGGGAACUUGCAUCAACAUUGCCAAGAAUGUCGAUCUGAUGGCAUGGGCGGUGACGACGUUGGAGAUCGAACUGAACUCCAUCGAACGUCUACAGCACUACCAUGAGUUCCUGCCUCGCGAGGGAAAUAUCGACAGCGGCUGCUCCCCCGAGAUACUCCCUGCUGAAUGGCCGUUCAAUUCCCGCAUCCAGUGCCAUGAUGCUUGCCUUCGCUAUCCGUCCCGUGAACAAAAUGCCCUCGACCACAUUACCUUGGACGCUGGCGAAGGCGAACGGAUCGGGAUAGUAGGCCGUACGGGCUGCGGAAAAUCGACUCUGCUAUCCGCCCUACCCCGACUCAUCGAUCUCACCGGUGGCACGAUUUCCAUCGACGGGGUAGAUAUUCGGAAGAUCCCGUUAUCCCGUUUACGGAACGCAGUCACCACGCUCCCACAGGAGCCGCUGCUCUUCCAUGGCUCCCUGCGGGACAACCUGGAUCCGAAAGAGCAGCAUCGGGAUGAGGAGUUGUUGGAAGCACUGCGGGUGUGCAACGUCGAUGCAGUGUUUGCACUGCCCGAAGCUGCGGAGCAGGCCAAAUUAGACACGAGCGGGUUGCAGAUGCGGGUAGAGAGUGGCGGCUCCAAUAUGUCCGCCGGACAAAGACAGCUGGUGUGCGCAGCGCGGACGGUAUUGCAAAAGCCGAGGGUGCUAUUAGUAGACGAGGCAAAUGCAAACAUCGACGCGGAAAGCGACAUAUGGCUCCAACAGGCACUGCAGAAUCUGCCGCCUACGACGACGAUUCUGGCCAUCUCACAUCGGGCAUCGAGCCUGGCCUGGAUGGAUCGAAUUCUGGUGAUGGACGGCGGGAAGAUUGUGGAGCAGGGUCAUCCAAUCGAUCUGCUGCAGCAAGCUGAUAGUCAGUAUCGACGGGUGGUGCGCCAGGAGGGGGCCCUGGAGACUGCCCAGGGAUGGUUAAAGUGA
Messenger RNA from Aspergillus wentii DTO 134E9, 3804 nucleotides. RefSeq lists its product as uncharacterized. NCBI's taxonomy places the organism in Eukaryota, Fungi, Ascomycota, Eurotiomycetes, Eurotiales, Aspergillaceae. Gene Ontology annotation, biological process: transmembrane transport. Gene Ontology annotation, molecular function: ATP hydrolysis activity; ATP binding; ABC-type transporter activity. The transcript is spliced from 5 exons. Bases 1 to 3804 code for a protein of 1267 amino acids. The record is from RefSeq and is a predicted model, not a curated record. Gene Ontology annotation, cellular component: membrane.